Penicillium olsonii is the source of this 2706-nucleotide messenger RNA. NCBI's taxonomy places the organism in Eukaryota, Fungi, Ascomycota, Eurotiomycetes, Eurotiales, Aspergillaceae. The record is from the annotation of a GenBank genome assembly.
AUGUUCGGAUAUGACAUGUCAUGGGCAUCGUUUCACGUUCUUGAAGUCAUGUCCUCAGUCAAAUAUCUUCAGAAACGAGUCGGAUACCUGGGAGCGGUGCAGAGCUUCCGGCCCGACACGGAAGUCUUAAUGCUUGCAACCAACCUGCUGAAGAAGGAUAUUGUCACUUCAAACAUCCCGAACAUGUCGCUUCCCUUGAUUACUCUGCCGCAUAUCAUCACACCUUCCCUGGCGAUGUCCUUGCUCCCUGAUAUUCUAUCACGGCUGUCACACUCGAAUCCCGUGGUCCGGAAGAAAACAAUCGUCUGUCUGUACCGAAUCGCGUUGGUCUAUCCCGAAGCCUUGAAGCUGGCAUGGCCGAAAAUCAAAGACCAUUUGAUGGAUGACCAAGAAGAUGGUAGCGUGACUACUGCAGCAAUCAAUGUCGUUUGUGAACUUGGAUGGCGACGACCUCAUGAUUUUUUGCCUCUCGCGCCCCGAUUCUUUGAGCUAUUGGUGGAUAGUGGGAAUAAUUGGAUGGCUAUCAAAAUCAUCAAACUUUUUGCAACAUUAACCCCAUUAGAGCCACGACUGACACGCAAGCUUUUGCGGCCACUGAUUAAUAUAAUCCAAACUACCUCUGCAAUGUCACUACUCUAUGAAUGCAUCAAUGGGAUCAUACAGGGUGGUAUACUGGACGGAGAAGACGGUCUUCAGGAACGGGACGACGUCGCCACCCUUUGCGUGGGUAAACUUCGUGGCAUGAUUGUGAUGGACUCUGAUCCCAAUUUGAAAUACGUCGCCCUUCUCGCAUUGAACCGUAUUGUUGCUACACAUCCAACCUUGGUUUCCAUGCAACAAGAUGUGAUCAUGGAUUGUUUGGAUGAUGCAGAUGUUUCCAUCCGACUGCAAGCCCUAGAGCUUGCCGUUGGGAUGGUCAGCAGUGAAACUCUUCAACCGGUUGUGAAUCGCUUAUUAGACCAACUGCGCCGAGCAUGCGUCCUCGCAGGUGAAUCGACGGAGGUACCCGAAGCCCCCGACGCAUCUGCAGUGUGGCCUAACGAUUACCGAACCGAGGUCAUCCACCGGAUCUUGGACUUAUGCUCGCAGAACAACUAUUCUGAAAUUGUUGACUUUGAAUGGUACAUAGCCGUGUUGGUACAGCUGGUCAGCCUUCUCCCUCCAAGUGAGAGUGACGAUGGUUGGUGUCAGCCCAAAGAACCAGACAACACACCUGAUCUGAGAAUGGACGCUGCGUUGAGAAUAGGGAUGGAGAUUCGUAACGUUGCUGUACGAGUCAAAGGCGUGCGCACAGAAGCUACCAGAGCGGCAGAAUCUCUGGUGUUUAUCGACAAUCGAUCAAUCUUCUUCCCUACCUACUCCACUAUUGGCGAUGGUGCUUUAGGUCCUGUCGCCUGGGUGGUUGGGGAAUAUGCUGAAUUGCUCUUAUCGCCCCACCGGUCUCUCUUGUCAUUGAUCGACACAUCCAAUUCAUCCCUUCCACCCCACACACUUUCCCUCUUCCUGCAAGCCAUCCCAAAGAUCUUCGUUCAUGUCAGCCAGGUCACCAACACGGGCGAUGCGUGGAAUAGUGAGAUGUCACUCCUGCUUGCGCGUGUUGUGGAGUUCCUCGAGACUCUGGCAUCCCAUCCGGAUUUAGAUGUUCAAGAACGAGCUAUUGAGUUCUUGGAAGUCCUGCGGCUGGCCGCCGAGGCAUUACAUUCUGAAACCCAAGAUGUCCCUUUCCUUCUCACCUCAGUGAUACCGAGUCUGUUCAGAGGGCUUGAGCUGAACCCCGUUGCAGCCAGUGCCCAGCGGAAAGUUGUUCUCCCUGAUACUCUUCGCUUGGAUGAAGCAUUCAGUCAUGAUCUGCCGGGUCUUUUCCGGAAUUUGAGCGACUUAUCAUCAGUCAACUCAAAAUCCUGGGAGGCAUCAGACUUCUACCAUACCCCUGAAAUCAUGUCUCUGGCCAAGAACGUCCAUGAUUCUACGCUAAAUGAUACACCUUACGGCUCCCAUUCAAACCUCAAUGAUUCAAUGGAUCCCAAUGCGACGCAAAGAAGAAUUUUGGAACGAAAGGAACGUUUCAAGGAUGACCCCUUCUACAUUGUCCCAUCCGCAGACUCAUCUGGCACUUCUACGCCGUUCCACGAAAUUUUGAACAACUCCAAUGGCGAGGCUCUGGACAUCGAUUCGAUCCCUAUUGUUGAUUUGAAGUUGGGUGAUGACCAACCAAGGGUCCACUCUGACCGCCCCAGAAGUCGCCGAGCUCCGAGCAGGCUAGUAGUCGCUGGCGACGAAACAUUUGAGAUUACAAAUGCAACUGUCCAUGCCUCUACAUCUCGCGGUGCCGGUGCCGGUGCCGCCGCACCUAAGCGCUCCCUCCUCCAGGUUGAUUCCAGCAAUCUCGGGAGCUUGUCCUUGGCCCAGGAGCCCUCUCAUACCACCGCGGACCAAGGGGAGACGGAAAUGGCCAACGCAAUGCGUCAAGUUGAAGAGGUACGACUGCGCAUGCAAAGAGCAUCGGAGCGAAUCGAGCUCGAUGGAACCCCGGCCGAAGGAACUCUCGUCAAGAAAAAGAAAAAGAAGCCCAAGAAGCAAGCUGGUUCAGGCUCUCCAGACGCCACGAAAGCUCUACCAGAGUCAUCGGCUAUUCGGAAGAAAAAGAAGAGAAAAGACUGCGAGAAGCAAGCCGAAGAGAAUGAACCCCCCUCGGCUUCUAUGUAA